UUCACUAACAAGUCUGGGCAAAACAACUGCGUAAUACAAAUGUCUAUUGUCAGGUCCAAUAAUGAACAUUAUUUGACUACGCGUAAUUAUGAGUUAAAGAAUCAGUCUUAGUCUAGUAAUGCACUUUCACUUUUUACAAUGAAUUCAAAAACAACUCCAAGGGACGAUCCAUUAGAUGACGGGUGUGAUAUAAGCAAUUCACAACUCAUCAGGAUAUUUUCGGAGCGUCUCGCCCCUUCUGACCAACCUAGUCUGACUCCUCCUGCUGGUGCUGAUCAACACAGUCCGACACUGGGUGUGUGUGUGGUCAAUGAUGGCCAGUCCCUUGCCAAAAAGGAGGAGAGAAUCGAUGGCCAAAUUAAGAAACGGGGUCACAAGGUCGUGGCCCCGUUCGAGAGGCUGAGCAACAAUAGGAGCACUGUUACCCUGUCAGUCCCAGACCAGAGUCCAAUGGAGAGGUUCAGUAAGCAUCACCUGAAUGUUACUCAGCUGUGUGAGCAGUCAUGGUGUGAAAUUAAAGUGGUCUAUGGGUUCCUCAAGCCUCAUAUGAAGAGGAGAGAGAUGAGAAGGACUGCAGUGACGACAGGGGCCAGUAUUCAUCUUGCUAGAGAACUGGAGGCAAACCCAGAUGCUAUGACUGUGGUUGUUCAUACCAGAGAGGACAGGGAAGCCUUGAAACUCAUCAACCUGAUACAGAUGGUUCCAGCUCUGGAGGCAGGCCAGCUUGUACGGGAGUUUCCAGUGUUAGGUGUGCUGGAUGGGGUGUUUUUCCUGGGUGUGGUUGAUGAGCUGUAUUGUAGUAAGUCUGGGGAUCUGGUCCUGAGUGAACUGAAGACCCGCAGUCACAACUCCCUGCCGCAUCCUGCCCAGGCCAAGGGACACUCUCUACAGGUGGGUGUGUAUAAGCUGCUGUUUGACUCCAUGGUUCAUGGUUCUAUGAAGAGGGAUCAGCUCCUCCACUUCCUCAAGCUCCGGCCCCACCAGGCCUUUGGGUCAGAGCUCCAGAGGUAUGCCCAGAAAUUGGGCCUCCUGGCAGUCACCUUCGGAGAGCUUGUGGACCACCUGUUGGUUGUGCUACAUUUCUCUAACCUCCAGCCCAUUGACAAGCUAUGCCUGGAAUACAGACAUCAGAGCUCCGGAGUCCUCAUAGGAAACAGGGAGGUAGAGUUUGAGGAGACCCAGCUAAGGGCUGAGCUCAGGGACUACCUGGCCUUCUGGAGGGGGGAGAGGGAGCCCCAUGGAGUGGAUAUUGAGGAUAUAGAAGAGGCUUGGAAGUGUAGGAUGUGCCCCUAUGAGGAGAGCUGUGAAUGGAGGAGGAAUAGGUUGCAAGAGGUGAUGAUUGAUGGCAGUAAGAAAGCCAAAUUGGAUGGUUCUAAAUCCGAGACUCCCAAUUCAAGUCGGAGAGUCCCAAAUUGAAGUUUGUCAGGUCUGAGAAUCCAAAAUGGGAGAGUCCAAGGUUGGACAGUCCAACAGAUUUUAUGGGUUUACAAUAUUGUUGAAUAGCGGGGAGGGGCAUCCCAUUCUGGGUUCGAGUCCAGGCUCUGUCGCAGCCGGCCGUGACCAGGAGACCCAUGGGGCGGUGCACAAUUGGCCCAGCGUCGUCCGGGUUAGGGGAGGGUUUGGUCGGCAGGGAAAUCCUUGUCCCAUCGCGCACUAGCGACUCCUGUGGCUGGGCGGGCGCAGUGCACGCUGAACCGGGUUACCGAGAUCUACUGAGAUUUCCCGCCCAAACCCACUCCCUUUUCCCAGGAUAAAUAACUGAGAAACCGGUAAAUUAGAAUACAUUAUUUCAGUAUGACGUAAAAUGGAACUGUUAAAUUAUACAGUUGAAGUCGGAAGUUUACGUACACUUAGGUAGGAGUUGUUAACUCAUUUUUCAACCACUCCACAAAUUUCAUGUUAACAAACUAUAGUUUUGGCAAGUCUGU
This is a messenger RNA of Oncorhynchus mykiss (rainbow trout), 1928 nucleotides long. Its product is annotated as exonuclease V. Gene Ontology annotation, cellular component: nucleus. The record is from RefSeq and is a predicted model, not a curated record. Gene Ontology annotation, biological process: interstrand cross-link repair. Gene Ontology annotation, molecular function: single-stranded DNA 5'-3' DNA exonuclease activity. Lineage: Eukaryota; Metazoa; Chordata; Actinopteri; Salmoniformes; Salmonidae.